Molecule: messenger RNA, 918 nt
Organism: Symbiodinium sp. CCMP2592
Lineage: Eukaryota; Dinophyceae; Suessiales; Symbiodiniaceae
Source: the annotation of a GenBank genome assembly
AUGUGGAGAGAAGCCAGUGCUUGUCGAGCAGCAUGUUUGCUGGCUCUGUGCAUUCUGGAAUCACAAGGACGCUUCCAAGCACAAAGCUUGCAGGGCGGCUGUGAGACGCUGGACUUUGAGGAAGAUGCCUCGCCUGCUUUUGCAGCUGUUCAGCUUACGGCAUCGCUUCAUCGCAGCUCCGAAGUCAGUGCUUCCAGCGCAGGUCUGGUGGAACCCAGCUGCCUGCUGGCAGCACCAGGGCUGUCGGCAGCCAUCCACCGCUUCCUCGGCAAGCUUGAUCGCAGCCCUGCGCCCGCUUCUCUUGUGGAGGUGGAGGUCGGCGAGGUGGCUCUGGCCGAGGCCGCCACCAGGGCCGGCUGCAACUUGGCGAGCCUGAGCCUGACGAAGCAGGGAAGCGACCCACGCCUCGCCUCCGCUGCCCGCCGCCUGAUCAGCUUGGUGGAUUCGCUCGGGGGCCGGGAGGGCCUGCGCCUGAUGCCAUCGAGUGAAGCAAGAAAUGGGAGCACUACGAAUACCACCUUCUUCUUCGAAAGCGUGGACGAGGCCUCAGGCCGCGUCGGCACUGGCAUGCUUGGGCAGGGCUGUGGUGACAAGAGCGUUUCUGAGGUGGCCAUCACAGUCACACAAGAUGCACCCUUCCUGUGGACCAACCUGACCGGUGCUGGCAUGAGCUUCAAGAUUGGCCCGCCCUGCGCCGGGACCUACCUGAUCUCGGGCCAGAUGUGGCCUACGAAGGCGACGGCUGAGGGCAUCUCGGGCAAGAUCCGCGCGGGCUUCGUGAACCUCCGGUCCACCAUGACUGGCACCUGGAGCACCGGGCCCUCGGGGCUUUUGGGGAACCUGACGGUGGCUUUUCAGGAGCUCCUGGAGGUGGAGUGGACCUGGAAGCCCGAGCCCUCGGAGCCCUCGGAGCCCUGA